Molecule: messenger RNA, 1620 nt
Organism: Chaetomium globosum CBS 148.51
Lineage: Eukaryota; Fungi; Ascomycota; Sordariomycetes; Sordariales; Chaetomiaceae
Exons: 5
Coding region: 1-1620 (539 amino acids)
Source: RefSeq, a predicted model, not a curated record
AUGGCGGCAGCGGCGAUUUGUGGUUUAGCGGUCGGUGCUGAGGCCACCGAGUCGGCGGUGACCGGCAAAGGGGGUAAUGAGGAGUUAUCUAGGGUAACAACCGCUGGUGACAUCGAGAAGCUGGCAGACCGCCUGAGUGGGAUCCGCCAGCAAAUGGACGUCGCUCUGCUAUAUCUGUUGUUGCACCAAGCCGGAAAAAGCGGAGUUGAGUUACGCCAGUUUGCGAAGCAGCAAGCGAAUAUGAUUGCCACAUUGGGUCGGGUCGAUAGUACGACCAAGCAAUUCAGCACCGAUAUCGUUGGCCUCAUCGACAGUUGGCCCGUGGACAAUCGACCUGACGCUGAUAAGAUGGUGCUCUACGUGCUGAGCGACAAGUGGGAUGCAAGUGAAUAUGCAAAACGAACCCAGUUCGACAGCAACAAAGACAGCGACAAAGGCGACAAACUGUGCCAGAGUCUAUACUUUGAGUCCAUCAGCCAUCGGGAGAUAAGUAUUUCUAAACGACACGCGGCCACCUUCGAGUGGAUAUUCCACGAGCCACAGACGUCCGAAGACAGCCAGCAGCUCUGGUCAAGCUUUCCGCAAUGGCUACGCGAGGAUUCCCAAAGUAUUUACUGGGUCACUGGCAAGCCAGGUUCUGGGAAGUCCACGUUAGCCAAAUUCUUCGCCUAUGACCCAAGGGUUGCACAAUUGCUGCAAAAUUGGGCAGCCGGGUCCCAGCUGCUUGUUGCUCGCUUCUUUUCCUGGGCGUCAGGAGCGAACAAGCUCCAAAAGUCCCACGAGGGUCUCUUUAGAACACUUCUCCUUGAGGCAAUUCGGAAACGGGCGCAGCUGGCCGUCGAGAUCUUCCCUGCGAGGAAAGAUAUCAAGUCCUUUGUCCAAGCACAACUUGAGCUCAGCCCGGGUUAUCACGAAUUUGCCGCCACCAGCCCACAGACCGCUCGCAACAUCAUCACCGACAUCAUCAACAAAGCACAGGGCGUCUUCCUCUGGGUGUCCGUCAUUUCGGGGAUUUUAGAAGUUGACUUCCGGGAAGGGGCCAGCAUCACGGCUUUGCAAGCGGUCAUCGAUAAACUUCCAAGCGAGGUUGCCGACUUGUUCCGUUACAUCUGGGACCGAACUGGCAAGCGUUUCCGCCCCGAGGCAUCGCAGCUUUUCCAGGUCAAGAGCGUUUGCCACAAGCUUGGAAUCUCUCUACCUGCCCUAACACUCUGGUUUGGGGAUAAGGAAAUUUCGGUUAACCUCGACGCCGCCGAAGUCACGAGCCAAUACUUAACCGGUGCCAUCGGUUCUCUGGAACGGAAACUAGCGAGCCGAACAGGAGGCUUAUUAGAGCUAGUGGCCAUUCAAGGCAACAACAUCGGGUUCAUGGAGAGCAAUCUCGUGGAUUUUAUGCACCGGACAGUCAUGGAUUGGGUCCGCGAGAAUUGGGCGAGCAUCACCGCGGCAACCGACCCUGACUUCGAUCCUCAAUCCUCGAUUGUCAAGGGGUUAGUUCUGGGCAUUGUCCUCACUGCUGAGCCAAUUGUUUCGGGCUCGCUUGGGCAAGGCUGGUUUCACGGGUAUUCCAAGCUGCCUCUAGCUUUCCGGAUGACCACCCAGAUAAAAGUGUUCUCGUGA